AUGGGCUACAGCAACGACACGGGGAGCCGAGACGGUGGUAGAGAUGAGAGGAUUUCCACAGCGGUGGUGUCGACCGAGGCGAUAGGGGAGGCUAAGGAAGGUCGUGGGACGGGCAUGGGAAACCCUAGUUGGUCCGCCAUGGGAACGAGUCUGCUUCCAAGGCCCAUGGCCCAAGAAAUUGUGGCGACCCGAAGAAAAGGGAAAAUGUCGAGUUACGAGUUGUCUGGCUGCGAGUACGGAAUGGAGCCCAUGGAAACAGGGUGGGGCGGACACAAGUCAGAAGGGGGAUGGGCCAGCUAG
Molecule: messenger RNA, 300 nt
Organism: Linum trigynum
Lineage: Eukaryota; Viridiplantae; Streptophyta; Magnoliopsida; Malpighiales; Linaceae
Source: the annotation of a GenBank genome assembly